This is a messenger RNA of Lolium perenne, 1834 nucleotides long. RefSeq names its product GDP-mannose transporter GONST1. Lineage: Eukaryota; Viridiplantae; Streptophyta; Magnoliopsida; Poales; Poaceae. The record is from RefSeq and is a predicted model, not a curated record.
CACCGCGAACAUGGCACCGCCGCACGCGUCGUCUUCCUCGAUCCUCGGCUCCCCCGCCGGCCCGCGACCUCGCUACCUUCCGCCGUACGCCGGCUCCCCCUCCUCCGCCCGCGCCCCGAGGCCGCGCCCGCAUUGACCCCCGCGUCCCGACCUGCACCGACGCGCCAAACCCUUCUUCCUCGCCCCCUUUGCGUCGUCCCCAAGCCCCUUCAUGCCGUCCAAAGGCAUCUCCCCUCCUCCCCUUUUAGCAUCUCCACUCCCACUCCCCCUCCGCCUCCUUCCCGCACCACCUCCACUCCCGCCUCCCGAGCACCACCCUGCCUGCGCCUCUCGCCCGGCCGCUGAGGUUUACCCCCAGGCCCGGUUUCCAUGUCACUGGACCACAGCCCCACGGGCUCCCUCAUCGAGUACAGCGAUGACAUCGAGGAGGCCAUGUCCCCCAACCGGAGCGUCGCCGCCGUCGCCGUCAAGGACGGCGACGCCUCCGUCUACAAGAUCAUCCACGGCUUCCUCAAGCAGAAGAACAACUCCAUCAUCAGAGUCGCUGCCAAGGUCGCCAAGAAGGCCGCUUCCAACAAGCUAUCGAGGAAGACUUCCGAUGUCUUCGACACCUUAAUUCAGCAGCAGCAGAGCAAGUGGGGAAACAAAACUGGGCCCCUGCUCUCUGGGAUAUCUUACUGCAUAGCUUCUUGCAGCAUGAUAUUGCUCAACAAGGUGGUUCUCUCCAGCUAUAACUUCAAUGCUGGCGUAUCACUGAUGUUGUACCAGAAUCUUAUAUCCGUGGUCAUUCUUAUGGCACUUGAGCUCUUCAGUGUAAUUUCAACAGAGCAACUCACAUGGAAGUUGAUUAAAGUCUGGAUUCCAGUCAAUCUUAUUUUUGUUGGAAUGCUGGUUACUGGAAUGUACAGUUUGAAGUAUAUAAAUGUUGCCAUGGUGACGAUAUUGAAGAACAUGACGAAUAUUUUAACAGCUCUGGGGGAAAUAUAUGUAUUCCGGAAGGGUCAGAACAAGCAGGUUUGGGCUGCCUUAUUUAUGAUGAUCGUAUCAGCUGUGUGCGGUGGGAUGACAGAUCUUUCUUUCCAUCUUAUUGGUUACACAUGGCAAAUUUUGAAUUGUUUUCUGACAGCAGCCUACUCGCUUACACUGAGGCGUCUCAUGGAUACAGCCAAACAGUCAACAAAAUCUGGUUCCCUUAAUGAAGUUUCUAUGGUGUUACUUAACAAUGCACUCUCAAUUCCUUUCGCGAUCAUUUUGAUCGUUGUCUUCAAUGAGUGGGAAUAUGUUUAUCAAACUGAAGUUAUUAGAGAGCCUAUGUUCUGGUUUUUUGCGACAGCUAGUGGAUUGCUAGGCCUGGCUAUCAGCUUCUCGUCUGUGUGGUUUCUUCAGGAGACUGGCCCAACAACUUACAGCCUUGUUGGUUCACUAAACAAGAUACCCAUUUCAGUUGCUGGUGUCUUGCUAUUCCAAGUCCCUGUUAGUGUGGAGAAUUUAUUCAGCAUAGUUUUUGGUCUUUUUGCUGGGAUAUUCUUCGCAAAGGCGAAGAUGUCCAAGUCCUAGUGUUUAUUCUCCUGACGCGACGUUAACAUGAAAUGUCUCACGGCAAGGCUAUGUACCAACUGUACAGAUAUACGUUCAGAGUUCAUUUGUCCUUGACGAGGCAAUCUGGAUUUCAUGAAAAGUACCCUUCAUUCUUUCUCAAUUUUGUUUCAUAACUGUGGGAUGCAGAAGGCAAGUAGUACUAGCCGCCAGUUCACACUCUAGCCAAUUAUUGGUCUCUGUCAAGAAGUUGAACAGAAGGAUGAUACCCAAAUAAAAAGGAAAUGAUUCAUGGCAA